UUUGUUAUGACGUUUACAUGAGUCAGCUGACGUUUGUUUAUUAAAUUUUAUUGUCAAAUUUUGUCAAUCUUUCGUAAUUUCGUAGAUUUGUUUUAUCUUACCAUCGUAAAUAUUGUGUAGUUUAAUUGAUCUAAUUUCCCGUCAGAGGAUCAUCAUGGGACGAAUAUUCCUCGAGCAUAUGGGAGGCAGUCGCCUUUUCUCAUGCGCAAGAUGUGAUACGAAUUUAACAAACCGAUCUGAAUUAAUUAGCACGAGGUUUACGGGAGCAACAGGACGUGCUUUCUUAUUUAGUCGAGUGGUGAAUUUAACAUAUAGCGAAGUACAAGAUAGGGUCAUGUUGACGGGACGUCACAUGGUGAGAGAUGUCUCAUGCAAAGCUUGUGACGCGAAGUUGGGCUGGAUGUAUGAAUUUGCCACAGAGGAGAAUCAAAGAUAUAAGGAAGGAAGGGUAAUUUUGGAGAGAGCUUUGGUAACAGAAAGUGACGGAAUGGAAGAAAGAGGUCUCAAUGAUCGUCAACAUUAAGAUUUGUGCCUAGUAUAUUAUUGCCUGUGUUAUUUAUAUUGUUUUAGUUUAUAGAUUCUAGUUUAGUUUUGUUUAUAAAAGCUCAGUUUGCAUUUUUGCGUUGACAGGUGUGUGAAUUGUAUUGUUGUAAUGAGACUGCUUUGGUGGUUUAAACAUUUUCUGCUGUUUGGAAAAUCAUUAAGAUAAUUAAGAUUGCUUACUGUGUUAUGGUGUAUAAGGUGGUGCAAUUUGACGGUUUUAUGUGUUGUAAUACAAGUGUUAAGCAGUUUUAAGUAGCUGCUUAGGUAAUUAUCUCUGCCCACAUACAACUAUCAAUUUUCAUAAGCGUAAGUGAUACAAGCCCUCAAGUGUUCAUCUGUUGAAAUAUAAUGUGUGUAAAACAUAGAUCUGUAGAUUUUUAAUAAGUCAUCAGUGGCUAAUGCCGUUUUAUUUGCCACUUUUUAUAUGAUAACGAUUAGAAUUAAAUUUGUAAUUUUACAAUAAAAAAAACUAAUGUU
Messenger RNA from Zophobas morio, 1020 nucleotides. It is a transcript of the gene Yippee, whose product is annotated as Yippee. The transcript is spliced from 3 exons. Bases 155 to 523 code for a protein of 122 amino acids. The record is from RefSeq and is a predicted model, not a curated record. NCBI's taxonomy places the organism in Eukaryota, Metazoa, Arthropoda, Insecta, Coleoptera, Tenebrionidae. Gene Ontology annotation, cellular component: ubiquitin ligase complex.